AUGUCUUACGCCGACGCCGCCAAGAAAGGACCCGCACAGUCCGCCGAUGAGAAGAUGCCCGAUACCGUGCCCGAAAUCGCCCAUUCUGACAGCGGGAUCCAUUCGUUGGAUUCCAUGUCCUCCAUCUCUCAAUCUAACAGCCAGCCUUCAUAUGCCGAUCAGCAGCUCGCCCACGAACGCGCUCAGGAAGCCGAGCAGAACACCCGCGAAGCCGCCGACGAGACCGCGCAACAAGCUAAAGAGUUCGGCCAACAAGCCGACGUGGAGCUACAGCGUCUGGAGAAGGAGUCCGGGAAGCGCUUCUCCCAGUUCAGCGAUGACGCCAAGGCCAGCUACGAGCAAUGGAAGAAGUCGGCUUCGAAGGACUUCGAGAGGGCAAAGAAGGAGAUGAAGAAGGAUAGCAAGAAGGCCCAGCUCGAGGCGAAGAAGGGCGCGGAGUGGGCGGAUGAGAACAAGGGAAAUCCAGUGCUCAUUUCAAACGCGGUUGUUCUGACGGCGGUGGCGGGACUGCUGGGAGUCGGGGCGUACAGGCUGCAUGCAAGGAACGAGCUAACAAUGAAAGUGGUUGGCGCGUGGGCGGGUGUCGUUGGGCUGUUCGGUGUAGCAGACUACUACGUGAGCCAGUACUUCUUCCGCACCCACUACCCGACGAAGCAGUGA
Saxophila tyrrhenica is the source of this 660-nucleotide messenger RNA. RefSeq lists its product as uncharacterized. The transcript is spliced from 3 exons. Lineage: Eukaryota; Fungi; Ascomycota; Dothideomycetes; Mycosphaerellales; Extremaceae. The record is from RefSeq and is a predicted model, not a curated record. Bases 1 to 660 code for a protein of 219 amino acids. Gene Ontology annotation, molecular function: nascent polypeptide-associated complex binding. Gene Ontology annotation, cellular component: mitochondrial outer membrane.